AUGGAUGACGAUAUGGUAUUUGAUCCAUCUUUAAAGAAGAAGAAGAAAAAGAAGACCGGUUUCGAUUUAGACGCCGCUCUCGCAGGCGAGCAAGGUGAGAGCACGAGCGUGGAGGCGCCCGCUGGGACGGGUGACGUCGACUUGCCCGAGGAUGAUAACCUCGAUUUGGAUAAUUUUGGAAAGAAAAAGAAGAAGAAGAAGAAGGGAGUCUUCAAUAUGGAGGAACUCGAAAACACGUUACCGGAAACACCCCCGGCUGAAGAGCCGGAACAACAGGAGGACGAAGUUAUUGAUGACUUGGAUCUAGACAUUGACUUCUCAAAAACUAAAAAGAAGAAGAAGAAGAAAAACAUUGAGGAACUCGUCCUUGAAGAUGAUAGUAAGGGAGAAGACCAAGAAAAUGUGGAGGAUGUCAGUGGUGACUUGUGGAGUGGCACAGACCGAGAUUACACGUACGACGAGCUCCUGGAGCGAGUGUUCGACAUCAUGCGUGAAAAGAAUCCUAGCAUGGUCUCUGGCAAGAAACAGAAAUUCAUCAUGAGACCUCCCCAAGUCGUCAGAAUUGGUACUAAGAAAACAUCCUUUGCCAAUUUCACAGAGAUCUGUAAAACUCUGCAUCGGCAGCCUAAACAUUUACUAGACUUUUUAUUGGCUGAGUUGGGUACAAGUGGGUCUGUGGAUGGUAACAGUCAGCUUAUUAUUAAAGGUCGUUUCCAGCAGAAACAGAUAGAGAAUGUCCUUCGUCGGUAUAUCAAGGAAUAUGUUACUUGUCACACAUGCCGUUCCCCUGACACCAUCCUGCAGAAAGAUACUCGAUUAUUCUUCCUUCAGUGUGAAACAUGUGGUUCCCGUUGCUCUGUGGCCAGCAUCAAGUCUGGUUUCCAGGCUGUGACCGGAAAGCGUGCUGCCAUCCGUGCAAAGACUGCAUAGAGUAUUAGUGCUUAGUGAUAAACUAAUUAUACAGUCAUGGAUCUGGGGUACAUACAGUAAUAGUCCUAAUUUGUGUUAUAAUAUUCUCUUGAACAUGUCAGCUGUAAUCUGGUGCUGACAACAAUAACAAUAUUGUUGUGCAAUCAAAAGUAGGUAGACAUAAAUAAUAGAGGUACAUAAUACCUUGAAACCUUUGAUAAUUAUACCUGAAGGUAUGGCGAACUAUUUAAAUGUUAACUGGACUUCUGUUUCUCCCAAUUUUGUGAAUUUGAAUGUAUUGUUUAUUGUAAAAAUAUUAGUGAUGUGCUCAAACAUUAGCAAUUGUUUUUAUUGGUUGCAAAGUGGUAUUGCCUGAAUGUACCCCAUUCUAACCCCUAUAUUUAUGUAUAGCUCACUUCUGUAUUAUUCUCAUUGAUACACAAUGGUUUUAUAAA
Messenger RNA from Helicoverpa armigera (cotton bollworm), 1364 nucleotides. RefSeq names its product eukaryotic translation initiation factor 2 subunit 2 (gene eIF2beta). Lineage: Eukaryota; Metazoa; Arthropoda; Insecta; Lepidoptera; Noctuidae. Gene Ontology annotation, molecular function: translation initiation factor activity; translation initiation factor binding; mRNA binding. The coding region runs from base 1 to 930 and encodes 309 amino acids. The record is from RefSeq and is a predicted model, not a curated record. The transcript has a single exon. Gene Ontology annotation, cellular component: eukaryotic translation initiation factor 2 complex. Gene Ontology annotation, biological process: formation of translation preinitiation complex; formation of cytoplasmic translation initiation complex; translational initiation.